UUUACUUUGAUCGGAACAUUUGCCAUUGCAUGUCGCAUUCUUACGAUUGUUCAACGACGGAGAAAGAUUGGAUAUGAUGAUCAUGCCAUGUUCAUGGCGUAUGCGUGUUCGCUCGCGUUCACGACGGCGGUUUUUGUCUCGGUGAGGUGGGGUGUGGGAUUGGAUUUGCCGGAUGUGCCUGUCAAUUGGGCUGUCAAGGCUGUACAGGGGAUUUAUUCCGAUGAGAUAUUCUAUUACAUGACCAUCUUCUUCGUGAAGUUGUCCUUGAUCCUCUUGUAUCUUCGGCUUGCGGCUGAGUUGAGAGGAUGGUUCUAUUACGCCAGUGUCUCGUUACUGGUGAUUUUAGUGCUGCACUUCAUGACGACCUUGACGGUCGUUGCGACUCAAUGCAUUCCCAUUGAGAAGUACUGGUCACCCAGCACUCCAGGAAACUGCAUCGAUAUCACUGCUUUCUACUAUUCUACCAGCAUCUUCACCAUCAUCACCGAUGUGAUUAUGAUCGCACUUCCCAUUCCCCUCAUCUGGAAAAUCCCACGCGAGCGUCGCCAGAAAAUCGGCAUCCUCGCUGCCUUCCUCGUAGCCGGGAUUGGAACCCUCGCCAGCUGCAUCCGUCUCUUCUCGAUCAAGAUUUUCACCGAAUCCCCCCAGCCCAUGCGAGACGCCGCUCCCAUCAGCACCUGGUCCUUUAUCGAAAUCAACCUCGGGAUCCUAUGCGCAUCUUCCGCCGUCAUCAAACCCGUCUUCUCCAAA
Sphaerulina musiva SO2202 is the source of this 750-nucleotide messenger RNA. RefSeq lists its product as uncharacterized. The annotation marks the transcript as partial. The transcript is spliced from 3 exons. The record is from RefSeq and is a predicted model, not a curated record. Lineage: Eukaryota; Fungi; Ascomycota; Dothideomycetes; Mycosphaerellales; Mycosphaerellaceae.